This is a messenger RNA of Castor canadensis (American beaver), 960 nucleotides long. RefSeq names its product UTP23 small subunit processome component (gene Utp23). The record is from RefSeq and is a predicted model, not a curated record. Gene Ontology annotation, cellular component: small-subunit processome. Lineage: Eukaryota; Metazoa; Chordata; Mammalia; Rodentia; Castoridae.
UCCACUGUCGCUUCCUGGUCCGGUGGUCCAGGUCCGAGUUAGCCAGGCAUGAAGAUCACCAGGCAGAAACACGCCAAGAAGCAUAUUGGCUUCUUUCGAAACAAUUUCGGAGUCCGCGAGCCCUACCAGAUCCUGCUGGACGGCACCUUUUGUCAGGCGGCGCUGCGGGGCCGCAUCCAGCUGCGGGAGCAGCUGCCCCGCUACCUCAUGGGGGAGACGCAGCUGUGCACCACCAGAUGUGUGUUAAAGGAAUUAGAGACAUUGGGAAAAGAAUUAUAUGGAGCAAAACUGAUUGCACAGAAAUGCCAGGUUCGAAAUUGUCCCCAUUUCAAGAAUGCAGUGAGUGGAUCAGAAUGUCUGCUUUCCAUGGUUGAAGAGGGAAAUCCCCACCAUUAUUUUGUGGCAACACAGGAUCAAAAUUUAUCUGUGAAAGUAAAGAAAAAGCCUGGGGUUCCUCUCAUGUUUAUUAUCCAGAACACCAUAGUCUUGGACAAACCUUCUCCCAAAACAGUUGCCUUUGUUAAAGCAGUGGAGUCAGGUCAGCUUGUCUCAGUGCUUGAAAAACAAAGUAUCAAGCAGCUCAAAGAGGAACAGGGUUUAGUAAAAAACCCCGAACAGAGAAGAAGAAAAAAGCGCAAGAAAGUAAGUGGCCCUAAUCCUCUUAGCUGUUUGAAGAAAAAGAAAAAAGCACAGGACACAAAAUCACCUGCUUCUGAAAAGAAAAGAAAAAGAAAAAGGAUCCGGAACCGAUCUACCUCAGAAGUAUUUUCCGAGAAGCAGAAUGUGGAAGGAUAAUCAGUGCUUUGGGUACUUUUAAAGACAUUCAGAUGUGAAAAGUGGAUUUACUUUUAGAACUGCAGAGAAGUAUUUACAAUACAAGACUAAACUGAGCUGGGUGCCAGGGGCUCACAUCUAUAAUACUAGCUACUCAAGAUGCAGAGAUCAGGAGGAUCACGGUUC